Cylicocyclus nassatus is the source of this 1191-nucleotide messenger RNA. The record is from the annotation of a GenBank genome assembly. Lineage: Eukaryota; Metazoa; Nematoda; Chromadorea; Rhabditida; Strongylidae.
GUUUAAAUGUGGUUGCUGUUUCUAACAAUACCCUUGUUUAAUUGUGUCACAUAUGCCAAAUAUCAAGUGCCAUUGCGGAGAUUCGUGCCAGAAAAAUUCAAAAUGAUGAAAGCUGGAACUUGGACCAAAUUCAUUGAGGAAGCCAGGUUGAAAUCUAAUUACGAUCAAGAUAUAUACGGCUAUUACGACAACGAAUAUCUGGCAGAUAUAACCAUUGGUGAACCUCAACAAGAGUUUCGAGUGAUGCUUGACACUGGAGGAGCAAACUUUUGGAUAAUAGAUCAAUCCUGCAAUAGCGAUCCUGCUCGCCCAGAACAAUGCUCUAAGCCGAAUUGUGACAUUGGGGUGAUUUGCGAAAUUUUCUGUGAAGAUCCGUCCUGCUGCAUGGGAAGACCUUCAAAUCCCUGCAACGGAAAACGUCGCUUCCAUAGGGAGCGAUCCUCUACUUACAAAAAAACGAAUGGCACUUGGAGCAUAAAGUACAAUACAGGGGACACAGCAGGUUUCUAUGGGGAAGAUACUGUUCGAUUUGGAGCUGAGGGAACUCAUCAGCUCGUUGUUCCACGCACGACUUUUGGACUAGCGCAAAAGAUUGCUCCAGCUUUUGUACUUUCGCACUUAGAAGGUAUACUCGGACUAGGAUUCAAAGAGGCAGCAGUAAACAAGGUUACGCCGCCAUUUACUCGAGCCGUUGAGCUAAGUCUGCUUGAUCAACCCAUUUUUACCAUCUAUUUCAAAAAUGUCGGGGAAAAAGAGGAUGUUUAUGGCGGUACAAUCACAUAUGGAGACUUUGAUCCAGAUCACUGUGACGGACAAAUUAUAUAUGAAUCUUUGACUUCUGCACAAGCAUGGCAGAUUCGGCUGAAAGGUAUCCGUGUGGGUACCUAUCAAACCACCGAUGGUUGGGAAGCACUGAUCGACACCUCCAGCUCAUUCAACGUUUGCCCACAAGCAAUUCUUGAGGAGAUAGCAAAGCAGUUUGAUGGAUGGUUUGACGAGCUCAGUGGCGUAUAUCUUGCGUCUUGUGACUCUCGACAAACACUUGAUCUGCUUAUCGGACGACUUAUACCCUCACGGCUUCAACAUAUGUCAAUAGGACCAGAGUGGACUCUUGGUGAUCCAUUUAUUCGCGAUUACUGUAACGUUUUUGACAUGGGCAAUAAGAGGAUUGGAUUUGCUAAAUCACUAUAA